This is a messenger RNA of Conger conger (European conger), 3108 nucleotides long. RefSeq names its product leucine-rich repeats and WD repeat domain containing 1 (gene lrwd1). Gene Ontology annotation, molecular function: protein binding; chromatin binding. The transcript is spliced from 16 exons. NCBI's taxonomy places the organism in Eukaryota, Metazoa, Chordata, Actinopteri, Anguilliformes, Congridae. Gene Ontology annotation, cellular component: nuclear origin of replication recognition complex. The coding region runs from base 51 to 2315 and encodes 754 amino acids. Gene Ontology annotation, biological process: chromatin organization; establishment of protein localization to chromatin. The record is from RefSeq and is a predicted model, not a curated record.
AUCCGUGUCUUCUCUGUGCCACGCAUUGGCGGCGCUGUUGUGCAAUUUGGAUGGAUGGGGUCAAAGUUGAAGUUGGAAGGUUUUGCCGGGAAAGUUUUCAGAGCAUCAGCGCAGCCAUGGUUAAGAUAACAGAAAGUCUCCUGCUAGAGAAAGGGACCCCUAAAGCCAACAAACUGGAACAGAUCAAGACAUUGAAUCUGUCCAAAUUGGGCUUGAGCAGUCAGGACCUGCCUGUGCCUCUGCUGUCUCGCCUGAGCGGCCUGGAGGAGCUGGACCUUUCCGGAAACCACUUGCAGGAGCUUCCUCCGGGCUUGAGCUUGCCCUCCCUGCGCGUGCUCAACUGGUCCGACAACGACCUGGAGGACGUCAUGUCGCUGGCACCUCUGACAGCCCUGGAGGAGCUGCACCUGGACGACAACCUCUACGUCACUGUUAGCGAUAACUACAAAGUGAUGUUCCUCUUGUCAAAUCUGAGGAAUCUCAACGGCAAAAACAUCAGCUACAUAACUAAACACCUCCACAGUAUUGGGACCGCGGCCCUCCAGAAGCGGGUCGAAGCACUGUGGGACAGUAAAUUCUCUCUCCCUGACCGCCCAACGCCUGAGAAACUGAAGAGUGUGGAGAAGGAAUUUGUUCAUGAAGCGCAGUCACGGAUAAAGUAUGGCCCCAACUCCCUCACGGACUACACAAAAUGGAGGCUGGAGAUGCUUGCCAAGGAGCACCUGCAUUCCCUGGUUGAGCCCGGUGAACAGAAAGACCCAAAGGACACCAAGGACAAGAGUGGUCAGCAGUCCUCCGGCAAGAGGAAGAGCUGUGAGCCAGAUGCCGGCAGGGAGAACGGUAGCCCCCGUAAGAAAACCAGGGUGGCCGAGGCGGCCCCAGCCGAAGCCAGCCCCCGGAAGUCAUCGCGGCUCCUGACCUCCCCGGUGAAAGAGGAGAAGCCUCUCCGCUCCCCCAGAAAGGCACCGGCAGUGCCAGACAGCCCCGCAGGGAUAGGGUCCAAAGCAGAGGGCCUGAGGAGGAGGCUCAGGGAGCCCCCGAAAGACACCCCGUCGCCCAAAAAACAGCCCAGGACACCCAACAAGGCCCCGGCUCAGGAGGGGAAGGUGGAGAAAAGCACGCCUCAGAAAAUGACCAGCAUCAAAUCCAAAGACCCUGUGAGUCUGCAGCCCCUCCACGUCCUGCAGUGCCACAGCAGGCAGGACAGCCCCGAUGACUUCAGCACCCAGCUGUGGGCCUGCGCCUUCCAGCCCCCACAGGACAGCUGCGACCAGACGUCCCGCAUUGUGGCCACCUGUGGGGGGGAGUCAGUGUGCCUCAUCGACUGUGAGACGGGGCACGUCCUGAAGAAGUACAAGGUCCCCGGUGAGGAGUUCUUCACCCUGGCCUGGUCCUCCGUCACCAUGUCUCCCCAGGGUGGAGGGGUGCAGCGCAGGCUCAGUGUCCUGGCGGCUGGGGGCAAGAAGGGGCUGGUGAAGCUCAUCCACCCGCGCGCUAACCUGGCAUACGGGGAGUUCAGGGCCUCCCGCCGCGCCCUCUCCACCCUGUCCUUCAGCCCCCACCAGCAGAGCGUCCUCUUCACUGGGUCGUAUGAGAAUAAAAUUGUGAUGUGGGACAUCGGUGGAGUGGACAACGACUACACGUUUAAAGUCAGCCAGCUCCUGGUCCUGGAGACUGGCUCCACCCCCCUGCACCUGGGCCUGCCCCCCUUCGGCCAGGACACACGCCACCUGCUGGCCGCUUGUGACGAGGGCCUGCUCUGCUUCAACGCCCAACUGGGCAAGGGCGAGCGAAAGAGGACAGAAGAGAUGGAGAUCACGUUCCCUGUGUACGCCAGAGAGGAAGGGAAGGGUGAACACUAUCGCACCAUCGAUGGCUUGGCCUUCCUCACUGAUGACAUUGUGGCGUCUAAGAGCCACAUGCAGGGCUCGAUCUACCUGUGGAGCUGGAGCCGCACGCGGGCGUCCAAAGGGAAGGUGGUGUCUGCAGUGAUCCUGGCAGAGCUGGAGUGGGCCAACACGGACACGCCUUACCUCUCUCUGGGCACCUGUCCUGGUGAGGGAUACGUGGUCUGUGGAGAUGAGAAGGGGAGACUCUGGACGUACCACCUUGCAGACCUUAUAAAGGCUGGAGGCAAGAAUGGAAAAGUGAUUUCUCCCACAGAGGUUCUGGACUGGCCUUCCCCUGUGAGGAAGGGGCUGGGUCUUGUGGACGGGCCCUCCAUCAACAGUGUGAGCAUGGACCCAGAGCUGCAGUACCUGGUGGCCCUCAGCGACAAGAACAUGGUCGUGGUGUGGGGUAGAGGGCAGUCCUGAGGAAUGCAGACUCGGCCAGUGGUCACCAACCCUGUUCCUGGAGAUCUACCGUCCUACAGGUUUUCACUCCAACCCUAACAACGCACACCAAAUUCACCUGCUUCAGAUUUCAUUGAGCUGCCAAUUAAUAGAAUCAGGUGGGCCAAAGUAGGAUUGAAUUGAAAUUGAGAUCUCCAAGGAACAAGGUUGGUUACCUCUGGUUUAGGCUGAUCCAGCUCCCAGCACGUGGUCCACCUUCAUUUUAAUCUCUCUUGGAGUUGGCCUCUGGAUCUGCAGCCCGAAGAUGGAUGACUCCGACGUCCAGCAGAACUUCACCACUCCCUGACUGACUCUACAUACGAGUGACGCUGGAAGAUGUUUCCUAUUGGGAACGUGAAUUUAAGGAGGCUUGGAAGUAUUGAAGUUUUCAAUAAUUAGUGCUAAAUGUAAUGGUGAAAGUCAAAAACUUGUGAAAAAAGAACUCACUUUUUUGUUACAUAACCUUGUAUUCGCUGUUAAAAGAUUUUAAUCCGGAGCUGUAGGGCUGAAACUUUAGAGGAAUUUUACUGUAUGUAUGUACAGUAUGACAGCGCUUGUGUUCGUCAAUGACCUGUACAUGCUAAUGUCCUUACCUGCUGUAGACUGUCGGGCAAAGUAGACCACAGCAUGUACGCUUGUGGAUCAAAGUUUGAGAUGUGAUUGCAUGAAAAUAUGAAUGAAGGUUCAAGGGGGAAUGUACAUACCAGUACUCCUUGUUUAAGCAUUUUAUUUUUAAAUGUAUUUUAGACUUUUGACAUUAAAACCCUGUAUUUCA